Messenger RNA from Pseudophryne corroboree (corroboree frog), 2555 nucleotides. It is a transcript of the gene FIGNL1, whose product is annotated as fidgetin like 1. The record is from RefSeq and is a predicted model, not a curated record. Gene Ontology annotation, molecular function: ATP hydrolysis activity; microtubule severing ATPase activity; ATP binding. NCBI's taxonomy places the organism in Eukaryota, Metazoa, Chordata, Amphibia, Anura, Myobatrachidae. The transcript has 2 exons. Bases 322 to 2322 code for a protein of 666 amino acids.
AAUUACCCCCUUGGUUCAGAGUACAGCUUUAAUAAAUCUAAAACAAUUUAAAGUUACUGAUAUUUAGGUGUGCAACCAUUUAGUUUUGCAAACACAACUGAAUUUGAGAAGCCAUAGUCGAGAUGUCCAAAGCCCGAGCUAACCCGUGCGAUGCAUCUAACAAAACAACGUUUCGAGUCGACUCGGAGUGCUACACAUUGUAGUACAUACAGCGGAGAGAUCCCAUGGGACAGGCAGCGCACACAGUGACAACGAUAGAAGGAGGAGGAAGGAGCAUGUAGCGUUAUUAGUCCUAGCAGGGAAGGAGACGCCGGAACCACUAUGCAGACACCUAAACCCAGCUCUGUUCACCUGACUGAAUGGCAAAAGAACGCGUUUGCUCUGAGUUCCGGCACCUGCUCCCCAGGACAGAAGGCAGAUAUGUACCGUGCACAUAUCUCACAGAUUCAGUAUGCAUGGGUAAACUCUGAGAUUUCCCAGGCAUCAGCAGCCCACCUGUUCAAGAAAUAUACUGAAAGGUACGCUGCCAUUAUUGACUCUGACAAGGAGGGGACUGGCCUGAAUAACUACGCAGACAGCAUUAUUUCUUUGGCCAGAUGUCCACGGAAUGACAGUGACAAGUGGCAGUCUUCUUUGACUACCAGCAGUGUUUUAAAAUUAAAGCGUGUGCAGGAAAUGUUCCAGGCUGCUAGAACAGAUUUGCAGUCUCUAGUGACUCCAGCAGAUUCAUCGGUCAGGGUUGGUAAUGGGGUCAGCACCUUUGGAAAUUCAUCGGUAACAAGUAAUGUCCUUAGCAGUUCAGGACAUAAGAAAACCGAACUUACCUCAUUAGAGUGUCCAGUAACAAAAGAUAACUCGAACGUUAUUCAGAAUACAAAACAUUCCAUUGCAGCAAAGACAAAAGAUUGCACAAAUACUAAUUUCUCACCCACUGCUCCACACUGCAGUAAACAGUUUCAGGCAAAUCCAAUAUUUGGAAUUAAGGAUCCCAACGUGUCUACAAAUGUAUGUACUGUGUCUGGGCAAAAUCUGUUUUCUUCCAGUACUACACAUUCAGGAAAGAGGAAAACCUUUUAUUCAACGGGGGAAGAAAUUGGGGAUACACAGAAAUACCAGACCAUUCCAAGGCAACCAGCUAGCAGACCUAACUGCGGUCCAACAGAUGAAAGUGGCUUUAAAACAGCUAAAGAACAGCUGUGGGUUGAUCAGCAGAAGAAGUAUAAUGGUCAGCCCCAGCAUAACUCGGGACCUGGUACUUACAGUACUGGGAAAAAGUCACUGGGAGCCGUUCGCUCUCGUGGACUCCAUGGAAAAUUUGUGCCUCCUAUUGCUAAGCAAGAUGACUGUGAUGUUGGCUAUACGGCACAAAGAAAAGCAUAUGGAGAAAGUAGCACUGAGACAAAUUUACCAUCUGAUGAGCGUUUGAGAAAUAUAGAGCCAAAAAUGAUUGAAUUGAUUAUGAGUGAGAUUAUGGAUCAUGGACCUCCACUGAACUGGGAUGAUAUAGCUGGUUUGGAGUUUGCCAAAACUACUAUAAAGGAGAUAGUGGUAUGGCCAAUGCUAAGGCCAGAUAUUUUCACUGGUCUUCGAGGGCCUCCAAAAGGAAUUUUGCUCUUCGGACCUCCAGGGACAGGAAAAACUCUGAUAGGCAAGUGUAUUGCUUGCCAAUCAGGUGCCACGUUUUUUAGCAUCAGUGCGUCUUCACUGACUUCUAAGUGGGUUGGCGAAGGAGAAAAGAUGGUACGUGCACUCUUUACAGUAGCUAGGUGUCACCAGCCUGCUGUGAUCUUCAUAGAUGAAAUAGAUUCUCUUUUAUCUCAACGUGGUGAGGGGGAGCAUGAAUCUUCAAGAAGGAUCAAAACAGAAUUUUUAGUGCAGCUAGAUGGGGCUACAACUUCCUCAGAUGACCGUAUCCUGGUGGUCGGUGCAACUAACAGACCUCAAGAAAUAGAUGAAGCUGCUAGAAGACGACUUGUUAAGAGACUCUACAUUCCUCUUCCAGAAGCCUCAGCCAGAAAGCAAAUUGUUGUCAGCUUGAUGUGUCGGGAGCAUUGCAUCCUCAGUGAGCAAGAAGUGGAGGCAAUAGUUGUACAGGCUGACGGAUUUUCUGGGGCAGACAUGACACAGCUUUGUCGAGAAGCUGCCCUCGGUCCUAUUCGUAGCAUUCAGGCAAUGGAUAUUUCAACUAUUAAACCUGAACAAGUCCGACCCAUUGCUUAUAUUGACUUCCAAAAUGCUUUCCAGACAGUGAGGCCCAGCGUGUCCAAGAAGGAUCUAGAAUUAUAUGAAAACUGGAACAAAACAUUUGGGUGUGGGAGAUAAAAAUAAAACCCAUUAUCAAACGCAAAGAAACUAAUCAUAAACAAUUAUUUAUUAUUGCACCGCUAUUAAAGUAUCAAAUGAAUCUCUUAAAGGCUAUUAGUUCUAGAAGAGUUUAACUUCUUUAUAAGUUGUACAUCUUGAUCAAUUUACUCCAAAUUUUUUUUUCUAUUUAUCCAAUUUUGGUUUGCCUGUCACAUUUGUUUCGAGGCAAUAAUAAAGACACUUGUACCAAA